AUGACUUCUCGUGACGGAUACCAGUGGACACCAGAGGCUGGACUAGCUCAGGGUGUGCCAUCCAUCGGUGUUAUAUCACCAUCAACAAACAUUACUUCAGGAUCUGGACCCUGGGAUGUCAUUGUUGUUGGAGCAGGCUACUCGGGCCUUACUGCUACCCGUGAUCUGUGUGUCGCCGGCCUUCGAGUCCUCCUUGUAGAGGCGCGUGAUCGUAUUGGUGGUAGAUCAUGGUCAUCGAACAUUGGUGGGUAUCCCUUCGAGAUGGGUGGCACUUGGGUUCACUGGGGACAACCUCAUGUAUGGCGUGAGAUAUCUCGGUAUCAAAUGCGUACUGAGUUGGAGGAGUCCUUUGAUUUCAGUCGAGGGGUUAAUCACUUCCAACUGCGCACAAAUGAUGGAGACAGUAUAAUGAGCCAUGAAGAAGAAGAUGCUUUGCUGGCAGGAGCGUUGGAAAAGUUCGUGAAUAUUGACGGUGACAUGGGCCGCAAGAUUUUUCCAUUUGCCCAUGAUCCAUUUCAUGUGGCGGAGGCGCGGAAGUACGAUGGUAUGUCUGCGAAAGACUGCCUGCAGGAGAUAAGCCUGUCUCUCACUCCCAACGAGCGUUCAGUUUUGGAGAGUUUCAUCCUGCUUUGUAGCUGUGGAACUCUGGAGACAACGAGCUUUUUCGAAUUCCUACACUGGUGGUCCUUAUGUGGCUACUCAUACCGUGGCUGUAUGGAUCAUUUGAUCUCCUACAAAUUCAAGGGAGGCCAGUCAUCAUUCGCGAUCAAGUUCUUCCAAGAGGCGUUGUCAACUGGCAACUUGUCCUAUGUUUUCAACACUCCAGUCAAGUCUAUAACCGAUCAGGGAGAUAAGGUGGCACUGGUAUCUCGCGAUGGAAGUCAAUAUUCGGCCACUCGCUUGGUUUCCACUAUCCCUCUCAACGUGCUGAAUUUUGUUGCAUUCAGUCCUCCACUUGACCCUCAACGAGCUUCGGCAACGAACAGAGGCCAUGUGAAUCAAUGUGUCAAGGUUCAUGCUGAGAUCUCAAACAAAGACAUGCGAUCAUGGACAGGCAUCUCUUACCCCUUCAACAAGUUGACAUACGCCAUUGGAGAUGGUACGACACCUGCUGGGAACACUCACAUAGUCUGCUUCGGAGGUUUUAACAACCACAUCCAACCCGAGGAGGAUAUUGAUGAGACCAAGAAGGCAGUUGAGAACCUGGCUCCAGGAAACAUGGAUAUUCAGAGAUUGGUAUUCCAUAAUUGGUCCAAGGAUGAAUUUGCAAAGGGAGCUUGGUUCUUCUCGCCUCCAAAGCUUCUAUCUACAUCAUUGGAUGCUUUGCGUGCUCGUCAUGGUAACAUUGCCUUUGCCAACUCGGACUGGGCUGUCGGUUGGCGUAGUUUCAUUGAUGGCGCUAUUGAAGAAGGUACUCGAGCAGCCAUGACAGUUAAGGAGGAGCUGAGACCUAGUGUGGUCCCUCGACCACAUCUGUAG
Messenger RNA from Penicillium malachiteum, 1479 nucleotides. RefSeq names its product flavin monoamine oxidase family protein. The transcript has 4 exons. Gene Ontology annotation, molecular function: oxidoreductase activity. The coding region runs from base 1 to 1479 and encodes 492 amino acids. The record is from RefSeq and is a predicted model, not a curated record. NCBI's taxonomy places the organism in Eukaryota, Fungi, Ascomycota, Eurotiomycetes, Eurotiales, Aspergillaceae.